This is a messenger RNA of Sus scrofa (pig), 2951 nucleotides long. The record is from RefSeq and is a predicted model, not a curated record. NCBI's taxonomy places the organism in Eukaryota, Metazoa, Chordata, Mammalia, Artiodactyla, Suidae.
CCCUUCCCCCCACAUCAGACCUUCUCUGGUUCCCUGACCUCAGUGAGAUUGCCACCGGUCUGGGGACCUGGGGAAGACAUGGAGAAAGAGACGGGGGAUCCCCUGGCUGGAGCUGACUGACACAGUAGACAGUCAUGGCUGGAGAACUGGAUAUCAGACUAAUAUUUGACGUCUGGAAACAAGAGGGGAUGUGUAUACCACCUUUACAACUUCUUGCUGAGAAUUCUGACACAAAGGAGAAAAAGAAAUGAAUGACCCCUGGAGAGUAUCCCAUCCUGAUGGGGAAGGGCAAGUAAGAGGUAUGUUUCUGAAGUACUUUUCAGAUCCUAAUUCUAUUGGGGAACCCACUAUCCACAUGAUUCCUCUUUUUUUUUUUUUUUUUGACAUUUCUGCUGAUUGGUAGCUCAGAAUGGGGCAAUACAGUGGACUCUGCCCCCCCCCCCCCAGUCAAUUCAACCUUUCUUCCACCCCCACCUAGGAGUAUUGCAUAAGGGACCUGAAAGUAGCCACAAAAGCAGGUCACAGAGGCUUAACAGCCACAUUUUUAGUUCAGGGACCCCCAUUCUCCCCAAACUCCAGUCUGCUCAAACUUUUCUUGAUCUCCGCAGAUUCUCUUCACACCAUUCUGAACAAUCUUCAACUCUUCUCUUUCCCCCUGCACAGCCAAAUUUCUUUUUUCAGCCCCUUACAGGACGUCUGGUCAAAAUUCACUAGGUAGGAGGGUCAUCAACUGGAAAGAACCGGAGCCUGGGGGGACCUGGCUGGAUAGGUAUGGGGGAUCCAGGCCAGUUCCCUAGUCCCUGGUCCCCCCAUGGCAGUCCCCCAACUCUAAGCAUUCUCACUCUCCUGCUGCUCCUCUGUGGACAUGCUCAUUCUCAAUGCAAGAUCCUCCGCUGCAAUGCUGAGUAUGUAUCUUCCACCCUGAGCCUUAGAAGUGGGGGUUCACCAGGAGCCCUGCGAGGAGGAGGAAGUGGAGGAGGAGGCCGUGGUGGAGGGUUGGGCUCCAGUGGCCUCUGCAGAGCCCUCCGCUCUUAUGCUCUCUGCACUCGGCGCACUGCCCGCACCUGCCGCGGGGACCUGGCCUUCCAUUCUGCUGUGCACGGCAUCGAAGACCUGAUGAUUCAGCACAACUGCUCCCGCCAAGGCCCCACGGCCCCUCCCCCUCCCCGCGGCCCCGCUCUUCCUGGAGCAGGCCCCGCCCGCUCCUCCGGCGCCCCAGCCCCAGACCCCUGUGACUAUGAAGGCCGGUUUUCCCAGCUGCACGGUCAGCCUCCAGGCUUCUUGCAUUGCGCCUCCUUUGGGGACCCUCACGUGCGCAGCUUCCACCACCACUUUCACACUUGCCGUGUCCAAGGAGCUUGGCCUUUGCUGGAUAAUGACUUCCUUUUUGUCCAGGCCACCAGCUUCCCCGUGGCAUUGGGGGCCAACGCCACCACCACUCAGAAGCUCACCAUUAUAUUUAAGAACAUGCAGGAAUGCAUCGAUCAGAAGGUCUACCGGGCUGAGGUGGACAAUCUUCCUGCAGCCUUUGAAGAUGGCUCUAUCAAUGGAGGUGACCGACCUGGGGGCUCGAGUUUGUCCAUUCGAACAGCUAACCCUGGGAGCCAUGUGGAGAUCCAAGCUGCCUAUAUUGGCACAACUAUAAUCAUUCGGCAGACAGCUAGGCAGCUCUCUUUCUCCAUCAAAGUAGCAGAGGAUGUGGCCAGGGCCUUCUCAGCCGAGCAGGACCUGCAGCUCUGUGUUGGGGGAUGCCCUCCAAGUCAGCGACUCUCUCGCUCAGAGCGCAGUCGUCGAGGAGCUAUAACCAUUGAUACUGCCAGACGGCUGUGCAAGGAAGGGCUGCCAGUUGAAGACGUGUACUUCCAUUCCUGUGUCUUUGAUGUUUUCACCUCUGGUGACCCCAACUUUACUGUGGCAGCUCAGGCAGCUCUGGAGGAUGCACGAGCCUUCCUGCCAGACUUGGAAAAACUUCAUCUCUUCCCCUCGGAUGCCGGGGUUCCUCUUUCCUCAGCAUCCCUCCCAGCCCCACUCCUUUCUGGGCUCUUUGUUCUGUGGCUUUGCAGUCAAUAACUAGGCCAUGACUGGUUUAGAAAUGAUUUGGGGAAGAGAGAUUGGCAAGGAAGAACAGAAAGAAUUACUGAAGAAAACAGUGGAGAGACUAAGAGACACAUGAAACACUCACAUUUAUCCAGAGUGAAAUAAGGUUACAGUCUGAGGUUGAAAUGAUCACAGAAUAAGGGUUCAAGGCAAGGUUUCUGCAUUCUGGAUGUCUGCAGGGGCUCCUCAUCAAUGUUCACAGUCUCGUUUAUAGCAAGCAAAUUGCUCCAGUCCAUCUACUCUUGAGAUCAGCCCUAUAAUCUUAUCGGUUGUGGGGUCUUGAUGAUCAGUAGAACACUUAAGGGCUGAGAUUUUUAAUAGGGAAGAACUGAAAGAGGAAGACAUAAUCAUUGCCCAUCAGAAAGUCAAAAUCGGGAGUUCUCGUCGUGGCUCAGUGGUUAACGAAUCUAAGAACCAUGAGGUUUCGGGUUCAAUUCCUGGCCCAGCUCAGUGGGUUAGGGAUCUGGCGUUGCCGUGAGCUGUGGUGUAGGUCGCAGAUGUGGCUCAGAUCCUGAGUUGCUGUGGCUCUGGCGUAGGCCGGUGACUACAGCUCCAAUUAGACCCCUAGCCUGGGAACCUCCAUAUGCUGUGGAAGUGGCCCUAGAAAAGACAAAAAGACCAAAAAAAAAAAAAAAAGAAAGUCAAAAUCGAACAGUAUUUUCUCCUGAAAGAUGGAAAGAGGAAGAAAUAGUAGGGAAAAGAGUCUAUUUAAUAAAUAUAUGUGGGUAAAAUGUGUUCUGCUUUCUUGGUUCAGAAAUGAAGUGGGUGUUGUCUGGAUCUUUGGUGAACAGCACAGACAGGAAGGAAACUAUCAGCCCCACUCCUAACCUGUUAUUAAAGCUAUGAAUUCUUCA